AUGAGUAAAUAUCCAGUGGAGAUGGAGUCAUCAAAGGGGAAAGGUAAAUGGAAGAAGAGGGAGGAGGAGAGGAGUAGCAAGGGCGGUGCAGGUGCAGGUGCAGGGUCCUCAACAUCACCAGCUCCCGUCUUCCCUUUUGCCCUCAACACCACCACCAAUACCUCAUUCCUCACAUCCCCUCAGCAGCAACAGCAGCAGCAGCAGAUGAUAUCGUUUGCUCCUCCCCAGCCACAGCACACGACGACCGCAUUCCCCCCUUACUUCACGGGAUGGGCCUUGCCGCCUCAAUCUCUGUACUUGAGCAACAAUGCCCUGAACCUGAGCCCUCGGGGCCACACGCACACGACAACAAUGAUGAUGAUGCCUCGGCCCCCUACGAAGCUGUACAGAGGGGUGAGGCAGAGGCACUGGGGCAAGUGGGUCGCGGAGAUCCGUCUCCCCAAGAACCGAACCCGACUCUGGCUCGGCACCUUCGACACCGCAGAGGACGCGGCCCUCGCCUACGACCGAGAGGCCUUCAAACUCAGGGGACACAACGCGCGCCUCAACUUCCCGGACCUCUUCGCCGGUGCUGCUCAGCCGGAGUCGGAACCGGAAACUCCGAGUUCGGAAAUCGGGCCCUCGGGAGGAGGAGGAGGAGAAGGUGACGAGAGUUCUUCGGUGGCGGCGCCCCCAUCUUCCGAGUUGGUUUGGGGAGAUAUGGGAGAGGCGUGGACGGAAGCCGGGUGGGGACCGGGAAGCCCCUUUUGGGAUAACUUCGACCCCACCAAUGCUCUGAUGCUACCGCCCAAUCUGCCUCCUUUCGCCCCAACUAGUAGUAACCAACAUGAUUCCGAUGAUUCACACAAACCACAUCAUUGA
Striga hermonthica is the source of this 861-nucleotide messenger RNA. The record is from the annotation of a GenBank genome assembly. NCBI's taxonomy places the organism in Eukaryota, Viridiplantae, Streptophyta, Magnoliopsida, Lamiales, Orobanchaceae.